This is a messenger RNA of Cornus florida, 891 nucleotides long. RefSeq names its product probable serine/threonine-protein kinase PBL21. Lineage: Eukaryota; Viridiplantae; Streptophyta; Magnoliopsida; Cornales; Cornaceae. Gene Ontology annotation, molecular function: protein kinase activity; ATP binding. The transcript is spliced from 5 exons. Gene Ontology annotation, biological process: protein phosphorylation. The record is from RefSeq and is a predicted model, not a curated record. Bases 1 to 891 code for a protein of 296 amino acids.
AUGGAAAUGCUCAGAGAGUAUAAUCUCAGAAAAUACUCCCCCGGGGAAUUAGAAGAUUUAACCGGUAAUUUUAGCCACGUAAAUCUGAUUGGAGAAGCCCAAUUCGGCAAAGUGAUCGAGGAAAGACUCAGCAAGAAAGAAUGCAUUUUUCUAAUGGAGUCGAGUGUAAAUCAUCAUCCGAGUCUGGUCAAACUUUUGCGAUAUUGCUGCGAAGAUAGUCUGUUGGGGGUUGUUUAUGACCUUAAACCAGUGGAUACAGUGCACAACCUCAUUGAUAAAGAUGGCUUUUCCUGGCUCCACAGAAUCAAGGUAGCAAUUGCUAUUGCACGUCUGCUCGAGUUUUUGCAUUAUCAUCAUAAACCGCACUACCUGGUUCGCAAUUUUAGUCCUGCACAUAUAAUGCUUGAUCAGGAUUACGAUCCAGUACUAUUCGACUUUGGAAUGCUAGUUGGUAGGGUUUUUGGUGACGAGCAACCAAUAGCAAAUAUGUUUGUGCUUGGAGCGCCAGGCUAUGGUGAUCCCAGCAUUAGGAAUUUCGGUAAAUGGUGGAUGAUACAGGACGUCUUCUCGUUUGGCACUGUGCUUUUGGAGCUCAUAUCCAAAAGACCCUAUGAGAUCAAGAAACCUGUACACUGUUGGGCUGAAGCCCAAUACUAUUUGAACAAGCAGAAGAAAUCAUUAUUUGGCUGUUUUGCCCUCUCAAAGAAAUUCUCUCUCGUGCACAAAAGCUUUGAAGAAGAUUUGGGGUUCAGUCAACACGAUGGAUAUAAAAUUACUGAUCUGGCAAUGCGCAGUGUGUCAGACAAGGGCGUACGUCCAUUUAUGAAGGAAGUUGUUCAAACCUUGGAGAGGUUACAUGCUGUUUGUCGUCACGGUCACCUGGGUUAUUAA